AUGGCCGCCAGCAACGAAGACGAGAACAGCGAAAAGCCCGAUGGUGCCAACGUUUUGCACUGCAUCUCUUGCGGCGACGAGUACAGCAACGAAUCGGCUGCCCAGGCACCCUGCGGUCAUCUCUGGUGUGCUGGCUGCCUGGGUCGCUAUUUUGGGAGAGCCACUGUGGACGAGGGCAUGUUUCCUCCGCAGUGCUGCACGCAGCCGAUUCUGCUCACCGAUGUGAGCAAGUGGCUACCGGCAGAGCUCGUGACGGAGUUUGAGGAGAAGCAGAUCGAGUUUACCACGCCAAAACGACUAUACUGCGCCAACAAGCGCUGCUCGGCGUUCAUCUUACCAGACAAUAUCGCCAUCGACCGCGGCUCGUGCAAGGUCUGCGGCAGGGCGACCUGCACGAUUUGCAAGGCCGCGGGUCACAAGGGCAUCUGCUCCCGCGACCCUGCCAGGAGGAGGACCAUGGCCUUGGCCAAGCGAGAGAACUGGCAGAAAUGCUAUGGCUGCAAGACGGUGGUGGAGCUGGACUCGGGCUGCAACCACAUCACUUGCCGCUGCGCCUAUGGGCCGAGAACCGUAUCGUCGGUGAUGCUGCCUGAGCUGCGGGAGCUCGGCGACGGCUCUCCAUAUGGUGUGACCACACGGCCGCUCUUGGACAUGGUAGGCAUGAUGGGCAUGACAACCUCUUGA
Molecule: messenger RNA, 684 nt
Organism: Akanthomyces muscarius
Lineage: Eukaryota; Fungi; Ascomycota; Sordariomycetes; Hypocreales; Cordycipitaceae
Exons: 3
Coding region: 1-684 (227 amino acids)
Biological process (GO): positive regulation of proteasomal ubiquitin-dependent protein catabolic process; protein polyubiquitination; ubiquitin-dependent protein catabolic process
Cellular component (GO): cytoplasm; ubiquitin ligase complex
Molecular function (GO): zinc ion binding; ubiquitin protein ligase activity; ubiquitin conjugating enzyme binding
Source: RefSeq, a predicted model, not a curated record